AUGUAUAAACACUAGGACCUCGGAUGGUGGUAUAUACUUAUAUAUAUAUAUCUGAUUUGAAAUAUGGAAGAAUAUUCGGAAGAGUGCCAAGAGAAGAGGAAUAAAAAUAUUGAUGGUGGAUACGCUUGGGUAGUGCUAGCCGCUACGUUUGUGGCCAACAUGUUCCAAAUGGCAUAUUUCCGAGCGUUUGGUCUGUUGUUUGUGAAAUUUCUGGACGAGUUUGGUGCUCCCGUGUCCUACACUUCGACGGUGAUGGGUGUGUCCGAAGCCAUGUACAGUAUCUCUACUUUAAUGGUGAUGGGUAUAUUAUUGGACUACUGCAGUAUUCGGAAAUUUGCAAUGUUUGGAGCAGCCAUAUGUGCAAUUGGAGUUUCUAUCAGUGCUUUAGCUAUGAGCGUGGAAUUCAUCAUCUUUUCUCAGAGCUGUUUAGUUGGUAUUGGACAUGGUUGUUCAUUUGGACCUAGUAUGGUACUCCUGGGACGAAAUUUUAAGAAACGACAAGGAUUCGCCAUGGCCAUUUCUAACGCAGGGGUUAGUGCUGGAGUCAUGUUGAUGCCCCAAAUCACCACCCAUCUCUUAGACAAUUAUGGAUUACGUGGAACGCAGUUGAUAUUGGGUGGGGUCAUGGCUCAAGCCAUUGUGUGUGCUGCACUGUACAGAGACCCAGAGAAGUCUGCAUCGAGAAACCAAAGCGUGGACGACACCGAGCCCGAAUCAAAGGAAACAAUGUUGAACGGCCAUGUAAUCAGACUUUCAACAGACACGAUCAACAUAAAAGAAUCGUGCAGCCAUGACGAUUUCAGAAAACGAUUACAGCAAUCGUUAGGCCAUGACCUCCAAGCAGCGCAUCAAAAUAUUCAUUCUUCCGAAAAUAACAUCUAUGCAUUGCCUCAACACAAACGAAUUUUACAGUUAUCAAAUGCCAGUUCACCAGCCAUGUCAAUGCUGUCGUUGCAUUCUGUCGGACAUCUGCAUCCGCACGCUCACACCAGAACGAGAUCACACCAAAACAUUUAUACCAGCAGUCCAAGUCUCGUGGACCUGGUCGUGACGUCCGUUCAAAAUUUUCCACCUCAACCAGAAAGCAAACAAGAAAAACUGUUCUCGAAAUUUAAGAAACUUUUAGACUUAAGCCUGUUCAAAACGCCCAUGUUUUGGAUUUUGGUGGGUUAUUGGCCGAUAUCGAGAACGGGAAUCCUAUCGGCUGAGAGUUUCAUUCCGGCGUUGGCCAUAGAGAGAGGAUUAAGCGACUAUCAGGCCUCCCUACUGCUCACUGUGAUCGGAUUGCUAGAUAUAAUAUUCCGUGUGGUAGCAGCAUUUAUUAUACAAUUUCAACUCAUUAAAGGUCAAUAUAUAUGCAUAUUUUCCCUAGUAAUGCUCGGGAUAAUGUUCGAAUUUGUGUCAUAUUAUCGUACUUUUGUAUCACUCAUGGCUAUGGCCUGUGUUUUCGGGGUUUUAAAUGGUACAUUCUUUUCUUUACUCGGUGAAGUUGUGAUAGAUUUGGUGGGUUAUGAGCAAUUUGCUAAAGUCUUUGGAUUUGUGCAGAUUUUCAGUGGAGCAUGCUCACUGACGUUUUAUCCAAUUAUAGGGAGCCUUAAAGAUUUGACGAAUACAUACACCUCGUGCUUUCAGCUGAUUGGUGCCUGCCUUAUAUGUGGCGGGGUUGUUUUGGCGCUAGAACCGCUGGCCAGACGACCUGAGAAGGAUAUAACUGAGGAGUACUCUAUCGUAUACUGUGAAGAAGAAACCACCAAGGGGGAGCAAUCAAAAGUUUGAUGAAGGGCAUAAUAAAUAGAUAUUUCUU
Molecule: messenger RNA, 1804 nt
Organism: Lottia gigantea (owl limpet)
Lineage: Eukaryota; Metazoa; Mollusca; Gastropoda; Lottiidae
Exons: 5
Coding region: 64-1776 (570 amino acids)
Biological process (GO): transmembrane transport
Molecular function (GO): monocarboxylic acid transmembrane transporter activity
Source: RefSeq, a predicted model, not a curated record